AUGGCAAACCUUGCUGAUUCUUUUCUAGCGGAUCUUGAUGAACUGUCAGACAAUGAAGGCUAUCCUGAAGAAGACAAUGCUGACGAAGCGGGUAGAGAAGAAGAAGAUGAUGAUGAUAUGCCUGACCUUGAGUCUCUUAAUUAUGAUGAUCUUGAUAGUGUCUCAAAGUUGCAAAAGACACAACGCUAUAAUGAUAUAAUGCAAAAAGUUGAAGAUGCACUUCAGAAAGGCACUGACUUCUCUAGUCAAGGUUUCAUCCUGGAAGAGGAUCCAGAGUACCAGCUUAUUGUUGACUGCAAUGCUUUAUCAGUAGAUAUUGAGAAUGAAAUAAUCAUAAUCCAUAAUUUCAUACGGGACAAGUAUAGGUUGAAGUUUCCUGAACUGGAGUCCCUUGUUCAUCACCCAAUCGAUUAUGCCCGUGUUGUCAAGAAGAUUGGAAAUGAGAUGGAUUUAACACUUGUAGAUCUGGAAGGGCUUUUACCUUCUGCAAUUAUAAUGGUUGUCUCAGUGACAGCAUCAACAACAAGUGGGAAGCCUCUUUCUGAAGACAAUUUGGAAAAAACCAUUGAAGCAUGUGACAGAGCCCUUACCCUUGAUGCAGCAAAGAAGAAAGUGCUUGAUUUUGUAGAGAGCAGAAUGGGGUACAUUGCACCAAACCUUUCUGCAAUUGUUGGCAGUGCUGUUGCCUCCAAACUGAUGGGUACUGCAGGUGGUCUGGGAGCACUUGCAAAAAUGCCUGCUUGUAAUGUUCAGUUACUUGGUGCAAAGAGGAAAAAUCUCGCUGGAUUUUCUACUGCCACUUCUCAGUUUCGUGUUGGCUAUCUUGAACAAACAGAAGUAUUUCAGAGCACCCCUCCAGCUUUAAGGACUCGUGCCUGUAGACUUAUUGCUGCAAAAUCAACUCUGGCGGCAAGGAUUGAUUCAAUCAGAGGUGAUCCAACUGGAAAAGCUGGACGGAACCUGCUAGAAGAAAUUCGUAAGAAGAUCGAGAAGUGGCAAGAACCGCCUCCUGCCAAGCUUCCAAAGCCACUUCCAGUUCCGGACUCCGAGCCUAAAAAGAAGAGAGGGGGUCGUCGUCUUCGAAAAAUGAAAGAAAGAUAUGCACAGACUGAUAUGAUGAAGCUUGCAAAUCGAAUGCAGUUUGGGAUUCCAGAGGAGAGCUCACUCGGUGAUGGCUUGGGGGAAGGUUAUGGCAUGCUUGGACAGGCAGGGAGUGGCAAGCUACGUGUCUCAGCUGGACAAAGCAAACUUGCUGCUAAAGUUGCCAAAAAAUUCAAGGAGAAGAGCUACGGUAGCAGUGGUGCAACUUCAGGAUUGACAUCCAGUUUGGCAUUUACACCAGUUCAGGGAAUAGAGCUGUCAAAUCCACAGGCCCAAGGAAACCUUCUUGGAGGCGGAACUCAAAGUACUUACUUUUCUGAGACCGGCACAUUUUCGAAGAUCAGGAGGACUCAAUAG
Messenger RNA from Miscanthus lutarioriparius, 1458 nucleotides. The record is from the annotation of a GenBank genome assembly. NCBI's taxonomy places the organism in Eukaryota, Viridiplantae, Streptophyta, Magnoliopsida, Poales, Poaceae.